Messenger RNA from Cottoperca gobio, 3598 nucleotides. RefSeq names its product sap30-like (gene sap30l). Gene Ontology annotation, molecular function: protein binding; transcription coregulator activity. The record is from RefSeq and is a predicted model, not a curated record. Gene Ontology annotation, cellular component: histone deacetylase complex. Gene Ontology annotation, biological process: regulation of DNA-templated transcription. The coding region runs from base 684 to 1439 and encodes 251 amino acids. The transcript has 5 exons. NCBI's taxonomy places the organism in Eukaryota, Metazoa, Chordata, Actinopteri, Perciformes, Bovichtidae.
CAGGAAGAGCCGCAAAAGAUAGACGUUUCUUUCAGCCAUUAGAAUGGCAUCAUUUACCCGCUAAGCCCGCCUUUAUACAAAAUUGUCCAAUCACCGUCCGGUACAGGAACUUCCGCCACGGAGACGGAGCAUGUCCAUUGUACGAGCUGUUCUGAAAGAGUGCCGCGAUUGUUGAGCUGCAGUAUUUAAAAUACGUAGUUUCUUCAAAGUUGUUUCAUUCGCUGUAGCCGGUUGUCGCCUUUUAGUUUGGAAUCGUACGAAAUUGUUGUCAUAUGUGGUUAUUUCGGAAACGUAACGUGUUGUUACGGGGAAGAAGAGCAACGGUCUUCACCAUAGGAAUUUGUUCGUUAGCGGCAGCUCAGCCACCUUGCGGUCUUGCUAGCACUGGAGCUAGAUAACGUUAGCUGCAGCUGUGUUGUGGUGUGAAUCUGACUGAGAUAUUUAGGAAUAUGUCUUUAACAAGAGGCUAUCACGUUUCGAAAUAAAUCGCCGGAGGCCGAAAAUACACAACUGGCUGUUAGCUCGCGAACUAGCCCCUUAGCCAAGCUAACGACAGCUAGCUAACGUUGUCUUUCACAAAAGGGCAACGCGUCAACAAGAGACUUUGUAGCCAAACUAACGCUGUUUUUCAGAUUUUUUUAAUUUAUUGAGCUUUUGCACAUCGCGCAUUACAACUGCACAGAAUGAAUGGAUUUAGCACUGAGGAAGACAGCCACGACGGACCGCCGGCUCCGCCGUUUUAUGGACAGAGCUGCUGUCUGAUCGAGGACGGCGAGCGCUGCGGCCGGUCAGCUGGAAACGCCUCCUUCAGCAAGAGGAUCCAGAAAAGCAUAUCACAGAAGAAGCUCAAGCUUGACAUUGACAAAAGCACUAACAGGCUACCUGGACGACGUGCAGGACAGCAGGAUCCUGCCCACAUCAACUUACAGCUCAUUACAACAGUUUCUUCCAACACGCCUCCGCUGCUCUUCAUAAAAUGGCUGUUGCCAGGGAAGCCAGCUGUGUUGUUUAACCUCAGCCAGUUAAAGCAACCGGCCUCAAUUCAAAGUUGCGAAAACUACCAGCAGUUAACUGUGAGACACCUCUAUAUCUGCGACUUCCAUAAGAACUUCAUCCAGAGCGUCCGCAACAAGAGGAAGAGGAAGACCAGUGACGAUGGAGGAGAGUCCCCGGAUCAUGAUGUGGAGGUGCCCGAGGUCGACCUUUUCCAGCUGCAGGUGAACACGUUGAGACGCUACAAGCGACACUACAAGCUGCAGACCAGACCUGGACUCAACAAGGCCCAGCUGGCUGAGACGGUGAGUCGUCACUUCAGGAAUAUUCCGGUGAACGAGAAGGAGACACUGACCUACUUUAUUUACAUGGUGAAGAGCAGCAAGAGCCGCUUGGACCAGAAAGGCGACGGUGGCGGCGGCGGCGGCGGCAAAACGCUGGACUAAACUUUGCAACUUAAAAACCAACAGCCACAGUAGCUACAAAAAAAUCAUCAAUAAUCAACAGAUAUUCACAAAACCUGGAACACCACUAACAGCAGCAACAACAACCAAAACCAGCUCCUCCUGCAACCCUGCCAUCUGUAAAGACACAAACUCUUGUUGUCACUGAAACGGAGGAGAAUGGAGGGUGGGAUGAGUGAUCUCUCGCUCAUCGCUCCCUCUUCAUAUAAAAACUGUCUCUGCGCAUGUUGUCACAAUGGUCAUUUCCUCUCCCUCUCCCUCUCCUCCUCAAAAGCCAGGUCUCUAAAGACUGUUGAGGACCAGGACUCCCUCCGCAGGGUGUAACGUCGCCAUGCUGUAAUGUAAACUGUCAAUAUGUACAAAAGAACAGCGUCCUAUCUUAAGUAAGUUGGUUGACUACAAUGUACAAUAUAGCUGCCUUAAAAGUAAAACAACGAAACGUGUUUCGGUAGAUUUGGGGUAUUUUUCCUUUGCCGAGUUGACUGUUAACACGUUGGCGGGGAGGAAUGCUUGUGCCAAACAGAAAAGCUUGUUGGAAUUGAAUGAUGUUGAGUGGGAGUUUUUUUUUUUUUUUUUUUUUUUUUUCUUUGAGAAUGAAUGAGUUGUUGGAAAGGGGCGCUGCCUUCUGCUGAAGUUACGUCCAGCACAUCAGGGCUCAGGGUCAGUUCAAGUGUCACCAAAUUUAUACAAAAACCUUGAUUCUCAAUAAUGUCUAAAAACAAAUCAAACAAACAAGCUGAUCUUAGUCCUGAUAUUUAAUCUUUAUUCGCCCUUUUCCAACUGGACGUGAUGCAUUUAAAGACCGAUGGUGGUGAAUGAUGUAGCGUUUGGCUAUGACCCACUCUUCUCCUUCUUGCUAGCUGUUUUAAUGUACAUAAGAACACAUCGCAGGUGUCGGUAGCUCAUUUCAUCCCGUUUCUUUGUAACUUUUCUCCCCUUAGAUCGGCCUUAAGUUGUACAAAGUUGUGUCUGUGUGCGUAUAUGAUUUAGAUUUCUUUCUCCACCUGAAGUGGAAGUUGUGUGUGUGUGUGUGUGUGUGUGUGUGUGUGUGUGUGUGUGUGUGUGUGUGUGUGUGAUAGGAGUGUAAGAGUAAUUAUUAGCGUAAUUUUAAUAUUUAAGAGCAGUGUUUAUAGUGGACAAUGUGUUGAGUUGAUACUUUACAUGCCUGGAUGUAUUGAGAAGUUGGCCGGAUGACUGUAAAAGCAUGUCUAUUGUUAUGGAUGCUUUACAUCCAUAUUGGCCAGCAGAAAUGACAAUGUCAGCGGAAGUUGGCUAAUGAGGUCAAGUUUUUUUACAUUUGUAUGCCCCAAAUAAUCCUGCUAAUUCACGUCCGCCCCCUCAAUGUGUUCAAAGGUCCAACAUGAAUCUAAAGGUGUCGUCGCACCAUAACUGGAUUUAUUGAGGUAAUUAUUGGAGUUUAUGGUUUCAUCCUGACUUCCUAAAUAUAUUUACAAUUUUAUGUAAACAUUGAAGCACUUCGACUCAGCAUUUUGGCAAUUAUUUUCUUAAUAUUAAGUGAUCACGUAAUGGGUUAAUUGUUUUAGGUUGUGAAAUGAAAGGGAACAUACAAUUUGAAGAAUGUUAUUAUUUUGUUGGAUUGUGUUUUAUGUUUGAAUAAUAUUAAGCCACAAGCCGUGAUGGGGAAAGUAGCCACCAGACGCCUGUUGUCAUAAAACAUUUGAUAUGAUGAAUCCAACACUGCUGACAAACUACAAGUUGAUUUAAAUCCUUAACGCACAGCCGACACCUCCAGGCAUUGGACAACUUUUGAUUUUGCAUCUUCUCAAAGCAACUUUUCAAAUCCAAUUCUGUUGGUUUUUUUUUCCGUUGUGUCUACAUUGUACUCACAGUUUGGGGGGGGUUUCUGUUGGGUUUGUUUUGCAACUCUGCAUCUUCUGUCACACGUUGUAUUUAAGUUUGUCCACCACACUGUCUACUUUAAACAGGGUUGUUGUUUUUUUAUUUUAGUGUCUGUUAUAUUUUCAAUUUUGCUUGUAGGUUUGUUAGUGUCAUGUAGAUAACACCCCCCACUUAAACAUAUAGGCCAUGCCACAUUAACCUAAUUGUUGUAUUAGAAAAAAACAUAUUUAAAUAUGGCUGCUUAUUGCUCUUAUAAUAAUAAAUGUAUUGUACAGACGGAA